Motacilla alba alba is the source of this 4357-nucleotide messenger RNA. It is a transcript of the gene FBXL15, whose product is annotated as F-box and leucine rich repeat protein 15. The transcript has 4 exons. Lineage: Eukaryota; Metazoa; Chordata; Aves; Passeriformes; Motacillidae. Bases 749 to 1624 code for a protein of 291 amino acids. The record is from RefSeq and is a predicted model, not a curated record. Gene Ontology annotation, molecular function: protein binding.
GCGCUGGGAGCGGGGAACGGGGCGGCCGGGGUGCGCCGGGAACCGGGGCCGUGGGGAACGGCGGCAGCCGGUGUGCGCCCGGGAACCCAGCCAGCUGCGGCUGAGCAGCCCGUGUGCGCCGGGGAAUUGAGGCCGUGGGGAACUGAAGCGGCUGGUGUGCGCUGGGAUGUCGAGUGCGCUGGGGAAACGGGAUAACCGAGGAACUGGGACAGGCGGUGUGCUCUGGGGAGCCGGGGUAGCUGCGGGGCUGCAGCCACCGGAGUGCGCCGGGGAACUGAGGCCAUAGGGAUCUGGUGUGCACCGGCGAUCUGGCAUAACAGAGGAACUGGGACAGGCGCUGCGCGCGGGGCAGCGGGUGCGCCCCGUGAGCUGGGCCACCAGAGCCGAUGGGCGCGCCGCGCCGCUGGGAGCAACCUGCGGGAGUCGCUGCGACACCAGUGGGACCUGCGACCACCGUGGCCCGCUGUGCCGCCCGACACUCCCCGCCGCGAAGCGGUGCCCCUGGGCCGGUGCCGGUAGCGCGCUCCGCCGCCGCGGCGCGCCCAGGGGGCGGGGCCGAGGGCGGGGUGGUGGCGCGCGCGCACUUCCGCCCGCCGCCGUGACGUCACGGGCGGCCGCCGGUGUCCAGGGCGGGUGCGGCGCCGGAUGGAGCGGCCGGGGGAGCCCCGCCGGGGCCGCAGAGGCACCCGGCAGUAGGUGUGAGCUGAUCUUGCCUGGCUCCUGCAGUAGCCUGGCCCUCUGGUGUCUGAUGAUGAGUGUGACCCCGACCAGGGGAUGCCUCCUGGACCUGCCCUGGGAAGACAUCUUGGUUCCACAUAUCCUCUGUCAUCUGCCACUGCAGCAACUCCUGAGCCUGCAGAGGGUCAGCAAGUCGUUCCAGUCUCUCAUCCAGCUGUACCUGGCCAACAUGCGCUGCUUUGACUCAAGCCAGAUUGGACCUGCCAUCCCUCGGGCCGCUUUUGUUAACCUGUUGAAGGACAACGAAGUUCUGCAGCAGCUGGCACUCCAGAACUGCUCCGACUGGCUGACGGACCGGGAACUGCUCCCGGUCAUUGGGCAGAACCACCACCUGCACCAGAUCCAGCUGAAGGGCUGCGCCCAGCUCAGCCGCCACGCGCUGGUGGCCAUCUCGCUGAGCUGCCCCAACCUGCGCCAGCUCUCCCUGGCUCACUGCGAGUGGGUGGACAGCCUGUCCCUGCGCAGCCUGGCUGACCACUGCAAGGCGCUGGAGGCUGUGGACCUGACGGCCUGUCGCCAGCUGAAGGACGAGGCCAUCUGCUACCUGGUGCAGAAGUGCGGCAGGCUCAAGUCUCUGUCGCUGGCUGUCAAUGCCAACGUGGGCGACGUGGCAGUUGAGGAGACUGCCAAGUGCUGCCCAGAGCUGGAGCACUUGGACCUCACGGGGUGUUUACGAGUCAAGAAUGACUCCAUCAGGGUCCUGGCUGAGUACUGUCCCAAGUUGUGCUCGCUGAAGGUCAAGCAUUGCCACAACGUGGCUGAGUCCAGCUUGAGCAUCCUCCGAAGCCGUGGGGUGGAGCUGGAUGUGGAGCCUCCGCUGCAGAGGGCUCUCGUUCUGCUGCAGGAUGUGGUUGGCUUCGCCCCUUUCAUCAACCUUCAGAUCUAGAACUGCUGCUGCUGGGGAGGGGGGGACUGACACAAUGCUGGGAUCCCAGAAGGAUGCCGGAACUGGCUGCUGUAGAGAUGUGCAGAGGGAGAGGUCAGUCCCAUUGGUGAGGCUGGCCUGAGUGGGGCUCACUCUUUCCUCUGGGGCUGUGUAGCAGCCACUGAGUGUUCGUAAGUGGACUUCGUUGGUGCCUCUGGGGAAAGUAACUCCCUCUGCAGUGGCGUGGAAAGAGAGCAAGUGAUUUGCAGGAACACCAUGGUGCUGAACAGGUGCUUGGUCAGGCCAGCUAAUAGAUAGGACUUAUUAUUUGUUGUAUUUUAAAUCUUUAAGUGGCAGCUGUCCAGAAAGCAGGGGAAUGUUUGAUGGGGACUGUCCCCUGGGGUGGGUGUGCAAGGCAUGCCAGCAGAGCUGUGGAACAAACCAGACCAGCUGGAGCAGAAAGAAUAGCUACCAACCCUCCUCUUGGAAGAGGGCAGGCCCCUCUGAGCUCUGGAAGGAGGGCAGUGAGCCUAGCUCCAGCCCACAGCCACUGGCUAGCCUGGCACCAAAGGACUAGCAUGUCCCCAGUACAGGCUGUGUGUCUGCCCAGGCCUAGCAUGCUGGUUUAGGCUGGAACAAGGGAGUUGUUUUCAGGGGGAACAUGCUCCAAAUGGCAGUUUGACUGACAGAAAAAUGCCAAACCUAGCUGUGCUGUCACUGAAAGCAGUUGGUCAUUGUCAUUUGUUUCUUCCAGCAUCUGACUAUUUUAGUAGUGCCCAGGCCUGCUACUGUAUUUUGCUCCCUGUUGUGUGGCUGGAGCUUUGGCUCUCAACAGUGGUGAGAAAUGGCAGGAGCACUGACUCUGCUAUCAGCUGGAGUUUAUGGAGAGAGCUGCAGAUUGUGUUGGCAGGGGGGGAGCCUAGUUCUGGAGUUGAGCCUGAGUUUUAUCCGCCAGGCAAUUAAUCAAACAGCAGCUGCAUCUUGAGAACGUGAUGAAGAGAGUAAUUGGAGGAAGAGAGGAUGACCCUGCUCCUACCUUUGGAGGCAGUGUUUUAAAGCAUGUGCACACUCUGGCUGAACUACACACCAACUCACAUCAUUUUUAUUAAUACCGGCACUCAAAGCAACAGUGCACAAAGACUUGUUAAAAAGGUUGCUGCAAAAGCACAUGCCACAUCUCAGAUCUAAAAAUGUCCCAUGCAAGGAAUAGCAGAGAAUGCCCAGGUCCUGGAGAGCCACUGCAGUGUGCCUCUAGGGGCAGAGGGAUAGCUACACAAGGAGAGAAGUCUCCUCAGCCAGGUUAGUUGAGGAAGCUGAAAGCAGUGUCCUGGUUUCCAGGUUAGUUCAAGUUAGUGGCAGGUGGAGUCACCUCAUUCCUAGCACCACACAUCCAUCCUGCCAUGCCUGGCAGUGAGGUGGAAGGCUGAAGAGCAGAAGGACCUGGCUGUCAGUGGAACUUAUACUUCCUGGCUGGUUUUAGGCUGAUGUAGGUUCUCUUCAUCUCCUCACUUUCAGGCUUCUUGAUGUCUUUGUACCUCUCUCCUUUUGUGCUCACCACCUGGUUAUCAAUAUAGCGGAUCAACUUCUUGGGAGCCUGGAGAGAAAAGAUACGAACACCAAGUGGAUGGACAGCCACACUGCUAGAGAAAUGGAGGGGUUAAGCAAAAGCAGAGCUGCAUUAUGGGAGGUGGGUGGGUGGGCUGCUUUACCAUUGUCUGUGUUGGCAGUCUUAGCCAAAACUGGGAAGGAUGCCAUCUGAUGGGAGUGAGCAAGAGCCAUGGUAGUCAGGAAAGGUAAGAACUGACAUUUCCUGCAGCACCUUAGCUGAGCUAAUCUUCCCUCUUUGACUGACAGGUUCUGUGAAUGGACCUGCCUUUGGCCUGCCCUGUUGUUUAUUUGGACUUGCAGCCUGGCUUUAUUUUAAACCUUGGGACAUUCAAACUGCUGGUGAGCUGGGCCUGCUUACCUCUUUGGGUGGAGCUGGCCGAUGUGUUUUCUGAUCAUCUGCGCUAUCCACCAUCAUGUAUCUGAAACACAAGAAGCAUUCAGUGAACACUGUAACAACCGUUACCGAGGGCUACUCACAGCCUAUGUUCCUUCUCCCCUGGCUGGUUUCUGUCCUACUUGCCUAGAUUGCAGCUAGGAAAACCUGAUGCUGCCUUCUGGGUGAAAUGGGCAAGAAGUAUGUCACCCUUCUGGUGAGAAUCUAGUGGGAUUCUCCAAGAGUAGCAUCCCUAGCUGCAUGUGAAGGGUAUUGAAAACUCAGGUGGUUGAGAAUGCUGAUAGCCACUGCAGAACUGAGAGAGGUACUGAGGUCUGGUGUGUUCUGCCAUCAGGGCAGCUUUGUUCCUUCUCAGUCCAAGUGAUGGCAGCCAAAUGAGACAUAGGUGAGAUUACAGGACCAAUCUGUCUGCUUUUGCCCUGAAUGAUGGUGUUCCUUUCACACUCCUCCUACUACUUGACUGUGAAACAGGUCUAUGCUGGAAGCAGCUUGAUAAAAGCAUCACCUCAUUUCCUAUGUAACUGAAACAUCAGGGUCCAAGCCUUUGCUUGCUGUACUGCUGAGUUGCUACUCUGAGAUUUUGGUGCUGGUUUAGCACAGGUGACCAUGACUUCUCCCUCAGUAGUUAGUAUAGUUACUCUUGUAUAUCUUCAGCUAUGGCGAUCUGCUUUCUGUACCUGUGCUUGAGUGAUGUUUAAAGUACAGGAUGUUGCCAAAAUGUCAUUAAAGUGAAGUUCUCAGAAACAUAACAA